Pseudocercospora fijiensis CIRAD86 is the source of this 2020-nucleotide messenger RNA. Its product is annotated as glycosyltransferase family 31 protein. The transcript has a single exon. Gene Ontology annotation, molecular function: acetylglucosaminyltransferase activity. Lineage: Eukaryota; Fungi; Ascomycota; Dothideomycetes; Mycosphaerellales; Mycosphaerellaceae. The record is from RefSeq and is a predicted model, not a curated record. The coding region runs from base 116 to 1633 and encodes 505 amino acids.
GCGUUUCAGUCGUACAUGAAGCGCUCGUCGCUUAUUCCCUCUUUCUCUUUGGAAACCACACCAUUCGUGGCUUGACGCUUGUCAGGCUGCAAAUGUCCAGCAGCCGCUGUGCGUCAUGCAAAUUCCUGCGGCAUGCGCUGCGCGUUCGCCGCCUAGGAUGCAGGUGAUAGCGGCAGCAACACUCGUCUUGGUUUUCUUCUAUUUUGUUUUCAUACCCUCCGGAAUACAUCGACCAUUGGGCACUGCCAGGUGGCAGCAAAUAUCGGCACCAUUGCAGGCCUCGAACAUCACCCUGGACAUCGAACUCCUGAAACAGCUCCAAGUGCCGCCGAAGUUUUCUUAUCAGAGGCACUGCAUUAGCGCCAGAGAGAGAAAUGGCCUGAAGAGGGAAUCACUUGUGGAAAUUCAAGACCCGAUAUUUGCUGGCGCCAGACCCGUCGACAUCAGCCUGGACGAUGAUUUCAAGCCUCAGCCCGAUUCCCGAAGCAUAUUGCCGCCCUGUCAGACGGCUGUCGAGAUCGAUGUGCCAGACUUCUCCUCUCAACUAUCCAGCAGCACCGAGGCUUUGAUGCUAGGCGUGGCGACUUCACUAAAGCGAAUCGAGCAGAGCUUGCCAACAUUCUCGAGAUGGCUGUCCAAUACUGGAUCGCCGCUUCUCGUCUUGCUCGUGGACCACCCAGAUCUCAGCAAGAUCGAAGCGGACCUGCGACGCGUGAGGAGUCAAGCCGAGACGCUUCAAAUAGAACUCAUCUUUGAAGGGUAUCAGCAUAACUUUGAGCAUGACAGCGAAGGUCUAAAGAAUUUUGGACUGGCUACUGCACUUGACAAGCAUCGUCGAGAGUCGACUCGAUGGUUUGGUAUCAUCGACGACGAUACCUUCUUCCUCUCACUGCCACGUAUGUUGGAUGCGUUGCAGCCUUUCGAUUCAAACAAAAAUUGGUACAUCGGAGCUUUGACUGAAGGCCAUACCCGCAUUGCAAAGGAAGGUUUCAAAGCCUGGGGCGGUGCUGGCUUCUUCGUUUCACCACCUCUUAUGCGCACUUUGGCUGAGAAUGCCGUGGAGUGUACUCCCCUUGACCAGUUCUUCGGCGAUAUCCUAUGGAGAGAUUGUAUUAUGGAGGUGACCUCGCCAACGGUACAUCUGACCGAACUACGCGGCCUUAACCAGAUGGAUCUGUGGGGCGAUCUCUCUGGCUGGUAUGAGGCAGGCUUUUCGCCCAUCUUGACUGUGCAUCAUUGGAAGAGCUGGCACUUCUAUCCGGUUGCCAUGGCUCAUGUCGUAUCAGACGUUGCUGGUCCGGACUCUUUCUUACAACGCUAUCUGUUCGGCAAUAAUACUGUCCUCACGAACGGAUACAGCAUAUCUGAGUAUCCCAAGGGCUUGCCAGAUCUCAAUCUUGUAGAGCUCACAAUGACAGAAGAUGUCAACGUCAACCGCCCACCGCCGCAGCUAGAGUUCCACCACAGCAUGGGACACACCCGACCAGCACUGGAGCUCGGGAGAGACAAGAUUCAGUGGAAGUUCAAACACUCCGUCAUGACUUCUGAAGGCACUGUCAGGCAAUUCUAUGUCAAGAAGGAGAAUGAUGAAAGAGAUGUCAGUGUUAUUGAGGUGGACUGGUCCAAGUCAUGAGAAAAGGCCAAUGCGUCUCAAUCAGCCUUGCCCGCAAUGCUUCCAGGAGUGAUACAUGCGUCGAGUUCGACCAUCGGCGAGGCUUUUGUUGGUCACCGAGUCUGUCCUUGCGGGGUAUUGUUCGAAUGGCAAUAUGAAGCUUUUGAGAAAGCUUCGAAGGUGAAAUAUAGAUCGUCGAUGGUCCUUCAGAUCGCGGCAUGGAAAAGGAGCUUUUAUUUGGUGGAAGCUUGCUGUUUUCGGACAGCGAUAUCCAAUGUUGGAUCGGAAUUCAAAUGAUACCCACUGAGCAGUCGAAUGCGAGCGUUAGUUACAUUGCAUAGAAGGUGUUUGCUUGAGGGGCAGUCAUUUAUAGUGCUAUGAAAGUCGGAACGAUUGUUCCUGGAAGGC